Molecule: messenger RNA, 5946 nt
Organism: Catharus ustulatus (Swainson's thrush)
Lineage: Eukaryota; Metazoa; Chordata; Aves; Passeriformes; Turdidae
Gene: XRCC2
Product: X-ray repair cross complementing 2
Exons: 3
Coding region: 1613-2512 (299 amino acids)
Biological process (GO): DNA strand invasion; double-strand break repair via homologous recombination
Cellular component (GO): Rad51B-Rad51C-Rad51D-XRCC2 complex; centrosome; replication fork
Molecular function (GO): ATP-dependent DNA damage sensor activity; ATP binding; four-way junction DNA binding
Source: RefSeq, a predicted model, not a curated record
AUGCCUAAGGAAGAAGACCUGUGAGAAAGGAUUCAUUUAAAGAUUCGGAUUUGGUGAUCUUAAAGGUCUCUUCCUAAUUGAUGAGUCUAUAAAUAAACAUUAUGUAAGGUGGAAUUGCUUUCCUACUCUUUAGGAGAAAAGAGGUUUGAGUUUCGGGAUUUUGUUGUGUUGUUUUAUUAGUCUUUUUUUUUUUUCAUUUCUGGAUGUUUUAUUUUUUAGAAACUUCCACUUGGCAAUCAGUAGCUUAACUGCUUGGAGAUUUGUAUGUAACUGUGUCAUAAUAUGUUGAAUAGUUCACGUAGAAAUGAAAAGUGUGAUAAUAUUUAUUUAUUGUUAAAGCUCUGUGUGGUUUUUAGUGGGACUUGUGCUUUUAAGCCCUAUUGACACUUAAAAAAAAAAAUAGUACCAGAUGUCCAUUAUUGGCAAAUAGACACGAAUUAAGGAGAUGAGCUGUGCUCCUUGUCCAAGGGGUAAAUGCAUUUAUUUGUGCACGUGAGUGGUGCCAACAGGGAAUACACAUGGCAUCAACUGCCUGCAAUGGAUGGAUAUCCAACCUGGAACAAGGGAGGAGCUGACAGCCAAAGGGUUAAGAAAAGUCAGUGUAUGAAUACAGUGUCCAGACAAAAAAAAUGGUAAAAGUACUUGAAACAGAAAACACUUAAUUUAAAACAAUAUUUCUUUAAAUAGUCUCAUGCAUGAAGUCAGGUUUUACUGAGUUAUACUGAGUCCGCAAUAUUGUGCUUUUAUUAUUGAAUGUAAUUAAUACAGCAAAUUAGAACUUCUUGCAAAACACCUUUGGAAUAUCACAAUAAAAGUACAGAUAAAUAGCUUGCAUAUGUCUUCAUGCCCAAAGUUUACAAAAGCUCAGUCAGAGCGGUUAUAGUGGUUGAGAAUUAAAUUUUGUCUAGUACUCGAGAUAGGUUUGUAUGUGUAAAUAGCCUGUAGGUUAGCUCACAGCCUCUACCAGAGCUGGAGUAUUUAAUUUGAAUUUCUUUAACAUUUUAAUGAAGUAAUCUCUCAUUCCUGACAAGACUUACGUGUGUGCUUCCAUUGAUGCACAGUGCUGUUGAAACCAACAGAGUACGAGCAUGUCAUAUAUUAGUGGGACUGUCCAUAUGCAUAUUUGUUUAUUAAAAGAAUGAUGAAUUAAAGAAGGCAUAGCUGAAAUAUUUGAGUCUCAUCAGGUUUGUCAUUAAUGACAUUUAACCCAGCUGCUGCUGAACUUUGGCUGUACAGCUUGUUCUCUACAUGUAACUGCACAUUUGUGCAGUUUCUUGCUGGCAUAAUUUUCAAAGAACACCUAAGAGUGAGGAGCUACCACACUAGCAGGUUGCUGAAGGGUGGUGUUUUGUGUAAAAAAAGAUGAAGAGAGGCUUAUGGAGGAAGAAAUGAGCACCUACACUUUUGUUAUAGAAUCUGAAGUCUCUAAUAUGGGAUUUGAAAUUGGUUUGGGAUUUGUUUCUAAGAUCUUCCCAGUCCAAGGUUCUGUGCAGUGGUGCUUUACUGCUGUGUUCUUUACAUUGUGACAAAACUUGGGACACCUGACAUCCCCCUUCCAGAUUACCCUUUACAUGCUGUAGAUUUCUCGCCCUCUCAUUUUCCAGAAGAACAUAUGAGGAGGCAAAAUGGGAAUGGCUCCCCUGGAACAGAGCCGAAGUGGCUCUUGCUCCAUUUGGAACAGGCAGUGCUGUCCCUGUCUGUAAUGUGGGCAGAGCUGCUUGCACGACUUGAGGGGAGAAGUUCUCUGAAGAAUCUUGAACCUUAUCUGUUUGCUGAGGAAGGAUCUCCUGUUCAUGGAGAUGUUAUUGAAUUCCAUGGCCCAGAAGGGACGGGGAAAACAGAAAUGCUUUAUCACCUGAUAGCCCGCUGCAUCAUUCCCAAAGCAGAAGGAGGACUGGGAGUGGAAGUCAUGUUUGUUGACACAGAUUACCAUUUCGAUAUGCUCCGGCUGGUCACCAUUCUUGAGAACAGACUGGCACAAGGGACUGAAGAAAUGAUAAAGCAGUGCCUGGGAAGGCUUUUCCUUGUGAGCUGCAGUAGUAGCACUCAGUUGCUUCUCACUCUCUACUCUCUAGAAAACCUGUUCUGUGCUCACCCCUCACUCUGUGUUUUGCUUUUAGACAGUUUGUCAGCUUUUUAUUGGGUAGACAGAAGCAAUGGAGGGGAGAGUCUUACCUUGCAGGAGAUGAACCUGAAGAAAUGUGCUAACUUCCUUGAAAAGCUUGUGACACAGCACCACUUGAUCCUCUUUGCAACAACACAGACACUAAUGCAGAAAUCUGCAAACUCUGCAGAAAGCUUUUUACCUUUAAAACUUCCCCAUGAAAGUGAUACAGACUACAGACCAUAUCUAUGUAAAUCAUGGCAGCAAAUGGUAACCCACAGGGUAUUUUUCUCUAAGCAGUGUAAUUCUGGCAACAGCAAGGAUUUUACUGUAGUUUCUUGCCACCUCAAAAGAAACCAGAUAGUAAAACGUUCAUUUAGUGUUGCAGAAUGUGGAGUUCAGUUUUAACAUCAGUUUAUUUUGUAAACGUUUAUCAAAUCCUCGUGCUUAAGGCCUGAUUAGGUCUAAGUAGCUUUUAGUAACUUUUCAACUAGCUGGUAGUUGCUGGGUGAUUAAUAAUUGUUGUCAUCAUUUUCUUGAAAUUCAGUGAAGGGCAGAGAAUGGUAACAUUUUUCAAUUACUUCAGCAAUUCAGUCCAAACUAUAGAGGAAUGUUGACAUUACUUGUUUGUGCUUAAUCAAGAAAAUAGCAACCAAAGACACACUGAAGUCCUGGUAUCCUUCAGCAGUGUAACCCAUGUGGCCAAAUGCCUGUUGGGAUUUCUGGGUCUUGCUGCUUUACACUCCUUCUCUUCCAGGCUGCAGAAGUAGGAGCCUCCUUGUCUGUGGCAGAGGUUGCCAAGAGGCCAGAGUUCACUCUUUACAAACAUUGGCCUUGGUUUAUUCCCUGUAGCUUUGGGCACAAGAAAUGCCAAUUUUGCCUGAAGAAGAGGAUUCAUUUUCACAGCCUAUUAAAUAGUGGUGAUCCUGACUGUGCUGCUUUUCCUGACUCUCAGCCUCCAUUUCCAUUAGUGAGUGCUCAGGGAUUGCAGCUUUUCUGACCCUUACAAACAUCUGCCAUUGAAGAAUCUUCAGCUAUUAAAGAAGUAGAGGCAUGGUUUCCAUAACUGAAGGAAAAAUAAAGACCCAGCUCUGGGUACCUGUGAGUUUGUGCUGCAUGCAGCAAACAGUUUAAUUUUUGAAAAUAAUUAAGUGCAAGUUAUGGGUUGUUUUGGGAGUGGGGGUUGGUUUUUUUUGUUGUUUAUCAUUUUUUAAAAUGAUGCACACACUUUUUUCUCUCCCCUCCCUCAUUAUUCCUUCCCACUUCUUUCCCUUCCCCACUCUUUAAGAAAUCCAGAAAUGCCAUGCCUCUGGUCUUUACCAAUAUGUAUUUGCCACAUGUAGAACAUUUGUGUGCAGGAUUUGGCAUGUAACAUGUUGCAAUUCUGGCAAAGAAGAUUCAGAACUUAUGAGAAAUGCCCUCCAGUUCUGGCAAAAACACCACAUUAUUUAUGAACCUCGAGUGCCCUUUGAAAGCUUCAAAGUGCUUUACAAGAAAGAAAAUUGCACACAGUACAUUAUUUAAUACAAAAACUUACAUUAGCUUACAAAUUCAAAUUACUCAAACAAGGGGGAAAUACUUCUCACAGCGAUGUUUGUUCAGUCAUGUUGCACAGCACGUUUUAUAGUUUAGAUUGAAGAGAUUAUUAACAAAAAUGCAUAUUAAAAAGAAGUAUCUAGCUCUGUAUCUUUUUGAGGAAGAUGCCUGAAAAACUCUGUUGUGAGACACUUACCUUUGAAUUUCCUGACUUCUAAAGCAGCUUUUUCAAGCUGAAUAUAUGUCUAGAAUCCCAGCUGUGUAUAGUUCAGUUACUCUCUUGGGUUUCUCUGUGUCUGUUCACAAUGAGUUCAGUUUAAUUAUUCUUUUUGUGGGAAAACUUUCUUUUUUCCCUUCUCAUUUUAAACCUUCCAUCUGAUCACUUCUUCACGCCAUCAGUUCCUUUACUCUGACACACGAGCAAACUUUGCCUUUUCAACAUCUCCCCAGAGCUGCUGAUUUUAUAGAAUGUCACUUCAUUUGUGCUUUCUCAUCCAUCAGGACCAAUAUGUAUUUUAUUUCAAAACCUGCAUAAGUACACAAAUCCAUGAAAAAAUAUAUAACAACCAUUCAGCUUAGAGUGGACCAAAGUUAGAUGGUUUACCAUGAGUAGACAUUUUGUCUAUGAAUUAUGAUAAAGGGCAUUAUUGAAUUUUUUGUAAAAAAGAAUGGGAAAAUUCAAGUAGAGCUAGAGAACUUUAAGAUUGGAAAAUUCUAGUAUUAUGUAAUUUCUAUUAGAAAAAAAUCAAAUACAAAAGCCCCCCUUUCCAUUGGAGAAUACAGCUCCACUGAUGAUUAACUUCUUCAUAAAAUCAUACUUGCUGAAGAAUAUACUUGAGAAAAAAAUACAAUGGAUAUGUUCUGGCAUUCUUGUCUGGAAAAAAGGCUUUUAUAUUCUUCACAAUGUAGUUUGUAUUUUGCAUUGUACUAUAAAAGAAAUGCCUAAAUUGAAAUGAAGCCAGAGUUCUAGUUGAUCAAAAAGAGCACCUCAGGAAAUUUUGAAAUUUCCCAGUUUUAUUUUUACUUUGAAUGCAGACAGAUUUUUUUAAUUCUCUGGUAAUUGUAUUAUUCAUGCUCUGCACAUUUGUUUUAGCUGUAUAGCCAGCCUGGAUUUCUGAGGUGCUGAGCAUCUGCAUAUCCCUGUAAUGCUGCAGGAGCAAUAGGAAGAACAUAAUCUGGGAGUUCACUGACCUCAUCCUCUGCCAAAAUUAUGCCACUUGGAAAAAUGAACCUUUAGGAUACAAGUCUCAGAAAGAUGCAGUGAUAAAGAACCCAGACAGCAGCGAUUUUGUUUGUACCUUAAUGCUCUCUGGGUAUUAAACAUGGGGUUUGCCGUUUUUUGAGUGGAGAAUUUUCUCCAAAUUUUGUACUGAUUGUAGUUAGUGGAGGCUGCAGUCCAUCCUUGUGAGCCAGGAGGAGUGUGUGAAAUGCAGCAUUAUACCUGGAACACUGUUUAAUGCAGAUCCUCCUCUUUCACCUAGACCUGCUGUACCACCCUGUCUCCAGCCCACUGUCUCACCUGAGGUGCCCUGAGCUGCUGCAGCUCAGUCUCCCAGGGAGAAGCACAUUUCAGGUUAGUAGGUCUGUGCUAAAUCAGCCCUGCAGAAGAGCAUGGAAUACAUAUAUUCCUGAACUGUGAUUUAGCCAGGUAUUUCUUAGAAAUGAAAAUCCUUUCAUGUCAGUGCCAUUAUUCUUCAGCUCAGGGUGGUAUUAUUAAGGCUUUUGUAGGCACAGGAACUUUUUACAUUCCUUAGAAUUUUGUUUGUUGUUUCAUAUGCAACACGGAAUUAAAGCAGCGAGUUUGAAAUAAAGAGGAACUUGUUCACCCUUUCCCCCAUCUUUUUCAUAAUGAGAGGACUUCUUAACAAAACCAAAUUAAAGAAUUUUGCAGAUUUUAUAUUUAUUUUCUACUUAACUAGUAUUUCUAUGGACACCUGGAAAGAAAAUGUUGAAUUUUAUAUUCAGUUAAAAGUUCUUUGUAUUCCUAGACUUUUUAUAGAGCAAAUAAAAUACAAACAACAGCUUGCUUGGUUUAAGUUUGCACUUGCACAUAAAAUUCAAGUUUCUUUUUUCUUAUGUAACUAAUCUCAGAAACAUAAUUUUCCUUGGAGUUUGGAAAUGGCAGAAGAUAAAUGUUCUCCUGUGGAAACUUACCUGCAGUUGUAUUUUCCUGGAGAGUAAUGGACAGAGGAAGAAGAAAUACCACUUUAAUGGCAGCUCUACAGAAGCCUUGGACUGUGUCUGAAGAGGAACAUGACUUUUUACUUUUCUGUGGCUGCUCUAAUAAAAUGUUUCUUGAACCUUUU